AUGUCAAAUCCUCCAACGCUAGUCUUUAUACCUGGCGCCUGGAAUAAGCCAAGAUGCUACGACAAGGUCAUCAAGCUCCUUCAAGAUGAGCACCAAUUGAAAUGCGUGUCAAUAGCCCUACCUACGACAUCCGGAGACCCACAAGCCACUUUCAAAGAUGAUCUAGACGUUGCUCGUGAAGCCAUCGCGAGCGAAACAACUCAAGGGCGCAAUGUGGUUGUCGUUGCGCACUCGUACGGCGGCAUGGUUGGGAAUAGCGCCAUCAAGGGACCUCCAGCCGAAGAGGCCGAAUACUGGGUUUCCCAACUCACUACCCAGGGUCUCAAAGCUCUCUUUGAAGGACGUGAAUAUACCUAUGCCGGUUGGCAAGACGUGCCGACUUGGUAUAUCGGCACCGUUGAGGACCACGGACUGCCGGUGUUGGCGCAACGGAUAAUCGUGGGCAUGGCGAGGGAGAUGGGUGGGAGCGUGGAGCAUAGAGAGUUGCCGACGAGUCAUUCGCCAUUUUUGAGUCAGCCAGAGGCCACGGUAAAGAUUAUGUUGGAUGCUGCAAAGAAACAGCUUCCACACGAUAUACAGUGGACGUACAGUAAUGAUUUGGAAGUGAUUACUAUGGACCACCAGGACGGGAGUUACCUACCGCAAGGUGGAUGGUUAAAUCCACCUCCCAAUGACUACGUUGAGAAAGUCAAAUCACAACACUGGAAAGAGUUCCUUGACAAAGCGAGACAUCUCUGGAAAGCGGCGUCAUACAUGAAACCGCGGGAGUCCUAUGGCAGUAUUCCACCACUGAAAGACGGAACAAACGAGGUAGUAGAUAAUGAAUGCAAAGCUAAAAUGUUCAUGGAGGCAUUCUUCCCCAAGAUGGCAGCACCAGGAGCCAUGGAAAACCCAGAACCAAAUGAAGAAAUUCGAUGGGAUCCAAUCACAAAGGAAGAAGUCUAUGGAGCCCUACAGCGCAUGAAAGCCAGGAAGGCUCCAGGAGAAGACGAAAUCCCAACGAUGGUAUGGAAGCAAAUUUGGCCGUACCUCAGCGAAGAGAUCUUCCAGAUCUUCACAGCAUCAAUUAACCUCGGAUAUUACCCACGACAAUGGAAGAGAGCGAGAAUCGUGGUCCUCCGGAAGCCGAACAAACCGGACUAUGCCAUCCCGGGAGCGUACCAACCGAUCUCGCUCCUGAACACGCUCGGCAAGGUCCUAGAAGCAGUUGUCGCAAAACGCCUUUCUUACUACGCAGAGACCUAUAGUCUAUUACCGAACACUCAAUUCGGUGGUAGACCAGGACGAAACACGGAACAGGCGCUUCUAAUAUUGUCUAACGCGAUCGACAAGGCAUGGAUCCGGUCUAAAGUAGUGACGCUAGUUGCGUUCGAUCUCAAAGGAGCCUUCAAUGGGGUCAACGGAAGUGUCAUCGACGGGCAACUCAAAGCAAAAGGGAUUCCGUCUAUCCUCCGGAGCUGGGUCAUCAGCUUCAUAGAAGAGAGGACCACUAGCAUUACGUUCGAUAAUUUCAAAUCCACCAGACUACCCCUGGAGAAUGCUGGUCUCGCCCAAGGAUCUCCACCAUCGCCGAUACUGUUCAUCUUUUUCAACGCUGUUUUAGUAAAUCAGCCGGUCAACCACAAAGGUGGUUCGUCAGCAUUUAUCGACGACUAUUUCCGAUGGGUCGUGGGACCAUCCGCAGAGGAGAAUCUUCGAAAACUGCAGGAAGACGACAUUCCACGGAUCGAACAAUGGGCCAACCAAACAGGCUCAUGCUUCGCGGCAGAGAAAACAGAACUGAUCCAUCUAACCCAGAGAAAGUCUGAGCUAAGUAAAGGACAGCUGAUCAUACAAGGCACCACCAUCAAGCCGAGCACCACCGCCAAGCUGCUCAGCGUAGUAUUCGACAAUGAACUGCGAUGGAAACUGCAUGUCCAACAGGUGUUAAAGAGAGCCACAAAAGUCAGCACGGCACUGAGCGGUCUACGAUACCUGCGUCCAGGCCAAAUGCGACAGCUAUAUCAAGCCUGCGUCACCCCCAUUGUAGACUAUGCAUCCACAGUCUGGCACUGCCCCACGAAAGACAAGAUGCAUCUCAGGGCCCUCAACACAGUCCAGAGAUCAGCGCUCAUACAGAUCCUGUCAGUCUUUAAGUCAGUGGCGACCACCACUAUGGAAGUUGAGCUGUUCACACUACCGACCCGACUUCGUCUCCGCCAGAGAGCGCAGAUAACCAUUGUCAACUUACUCACGCUCCCGUGGGAUCAUCCGAUACAAGGAGUACUAUCGAGGGCAAGAAGGCGACGGGAUAACCCUGGCAAUGGCAGUGCCCCGCGAUUUCCCCUUGCCGAAUCCAUGAAAACGAUGGGCCUUAAACAAUUCAGCGGAUUAGAGACUAUCAAUCCCAAACCAACAGCCCAGUGGAAAUUACGGGCGUUUAAGGAAAUUGACAUCAACCCAGACCGAGAAAAAGCACGAAAGAACGCCGCAGCCCUCCUCACGAACCCUCACCGAGUGGUCUACUCCGACGCCUCGGGACAUGACAACCACCUGGGGGCAGCGGCAGUGGUCUUAGACCGCAACCAGAAUAUAGUUGCGUCUCGCAAAACGGCCAUAGGCUCAAUGGCACACUGGUCUAUCCACAUAGCUGAGUUAAUUGGCGUUUAUGACGCAAUCAGUAUUGGAGGCGGAUUACCCUCAAACAAAAAUGACAUCCGGCUUGGGGAUGUGAUUGUCAGCAAGCCAGAUGGGCAGUAUGGCGGAGUUGUGCAGUAUGACCUGGGAAAGUGGACGGCAGAUGGCUUCGAGAGAACAGGAUCAUUAAAUGCACCACCUGAAAGAUUACUGGCCGUGCUUAACUUGAUGCCUGGUCAUGGUCGCCAAUUCGCAGAACCACCGUCACGGCUAUAUCCAGACGAAGGGCUUGAUCAGUUAUUUGAGCCUGAUGGGCAGCAACUAGUGAACCGACAGCCAGGUAGACGGAGGGAGGGACCGUAUGUCUUUUACGGGACAAUUGCCUCUGGGAACAGUGUUAUCAAGGAUGCUGACACCAGGGACAAGCUAAGAGUCCAACAUGGCGUGCUCUGUUGUGAGAUGGAAGCAGCUGGCCUAAUGAACAGCAGCUUCCCAUGUCUUGUGAUACGCGGAAUUUCCGACUAUGCUGAUUCCCAUAAGAAUGAUCGCUGGCAAGAGUAUGCGGCAGCUACAUCGGCGCGUUACGCGAAAGACUUUCUCAGCCAAAUUCCAGAGGAAGUGGCGCAAGAGUUGGCUCCGAUAAGAGUGCGGGAAGACAGAGAACUAUUUCUUCAAACAGUGGCUUCCACUCAUGGCCAGAAUCGAACUAGUCGAGUGCGAUGACUGUUUAUCAGGGAGGCCGUGCUUGGUUCGGACAUAUCUCGCAUGGAGUCUCCGCUGCCUACUAAGACUGAAUCCGUGCUAAAUGAUUGUUUACAUAAUCUUACUAGAUUGUCUCGGCUUUAUGUAGCCUCAGACUGCACGAUGUCGGCGACUGGAUUUCAAAGCCACUGUCUUACGUGACAAAUCCUUGUAUUCCAAUCUAUUCCUAUGCUAUUCUACCAAGUUCUUGCUCGCCCAGACUAUCGUCCGUUCUAGGAAUGAGUAAACGAAGCGGAAGGUUGGCCGCUUGAAUUGGAGCAGGGAUAAGCGCUA
Messenger RNA from Talaromyces stipitatus ATCC 10500, 3651 nucleotides. RefSeq names its product endonuclease/reverse transcriptase, putative. Gene Ontology annotation, molecular function: catalytic activity. Gene Ontology annotation, biological process: nucleoside metabolic process. Lineage: Eukaryota; Fungi; Ascomycota; Eurotiomycetes; Eurotiales; Trichocomaceae. The record is from RefSeq and is a predicted model, not a curated record. Bases 1 to 3339 code for a protein of 1112 amino acids. The transcript has 4 exons.